Messenger RNA from Anas platyrhynchos (mallard), 5745 nucleotides. RefSeq names its product DIX domain containing 1 (gene DIXDC1). Gene Ontology annotation, biological process: canonical Wnt signaling pathway. Gene Ontology annotation, molecular function: protein binding. Gene Ontology annotation, cellular component: cytosol. The record is from RefSeq and is a predicted model, not a curated record. NCBI's taxonomy places the organism in Eukaryota, Metazoa, Chordata, Aves, Anseriformes, Anatidae.
UGUGUGUGAGCAAGGAGAGAACAGAUUGGGGCUUUUGUGGUGAAAAAGCAUCCGAUGCUGUUAACCAGAAGCACAGCAAUUGCAAACACAGAGGUUGACUGCUGAAUUGCGGGAGGAACUGCCAAGUGGGGAAGAAUCUAUUUAUACUGAGCCUUACGAAAUCGGGAAUAUGUUGUCCUGUUACAGGGCACCAGGCACUGCCUGGUGCUCAGAAAUAAGGCUCAACAGAAGCAAUAUUCUGUAUUUUGCUUUGGCUCCUUGGUGCUCACAAGGACUGGGCUUGCUCUUAGCUUCGGCCGGUGAUCUGCUAACAGAAACUGGGAGCAAUCCGACCUCCGGCUCCUGGGGCUGUCCUCUGCAGACACCAGGCUUGGCGAUGAAAACAAGAUGUUUUUUCUCUUCCCUUAUAGCCAGGAAUGUGCUAGCCUAGCUGUGAGCCACAGAAAGAAGCCCCUGCUCUGUGGCAGCAGCAGCUACCCCUCCAUCUCAUGGUGCUGCUGCUGGAUCCGUCCCAGGGCAGCAUGUCCGGCCUGGCACCGGCUCGUUUCUGCAGUAACACUUCGGAGAGCUCACAGCCUGAAGAGCAGAUUUCCAGGGAUAGCAGCUCUAAUCAGCAAAGGCAAUAGAAAUGAUUCAUGGAAAAUUUUCCCAAAUCAGCCUGAUUCCCAGGCCAGUGAGCCCCUCACGCAUCCCUCCUCCCUCUCUCCUCCCCUUCCACCAGCUUUCCUUCCCUCCCCCACUCCGAGCCAGGCUGCUCGGAGAAAAGGCACAGCCUGUGUGACAGCAGGAGGGAGAGGGAGCUGGAGAUAGCAGCAAGAAGAAGCUGUGCACAGGGCUGAGAAGUGCUGCAUGCCGUCUUCCGAGGCAGCAUCCGAGCCUGGAAGAGCAGGGAACCUACUGCUUGCAGCGUCUCUCGACACUUGGUUGGCAUCUGCAGCAGGUGCUGGGAAUCUGAAGAGGGCAGAAUGGGCUGAGAAAUGCCACCGGCAAUCCAGAUCAGUCCGGGUGAUGCAAACAACUGGGUGUGCGGCUGACCAAAAUGCAGCAGCAAGAGACAAAUAACCCGAGAGGAAAAUCAGCAAAAGCAAAACCCGGGCUGCAGAAUUCCCCUGGCUCUGGAAGCAAAUCUGUGCACAGGGACUGCUGAUCUGCCAUCAGGUGGCUUCUUGCAAAGACCCUGAGUUUUUUUCGGCUGUGAAUCUUUUCAAGCUAACGUGAAGAGGUCUGCCUGGCAAAUACUCCUCCGGUAGUUUGACAGGAGCUGGCAUCUUCUGCGCUGAAUUUCUGAGCUGGUGGAGGGACGAGGCAUGUCUGUAGCCAGCAUCCUGAGGCUCCCCAGGAAACAGAUCCUGUGAGGCGAAAGGUUAAAGUGGGAUCAUGGGAGGGAAACAAGUCAAAUGUCUCGCAUCACCCAGUCCUAUCCAUAGCACAAAGAGUGAAUCCACUGUAACCCCGUCAGAGGAGAAAGCAGGAUAUGCGAUUAUCCACACUGAAGAAACAGAAAGUAAAACAGAAGAGACAGAAUCUCACUUCCAGCCUGACUGGCAAGCAGGGAACCCUGUGUCACAUUUGGAGAAUUCAUGGGAGGAGCAGCUUUUGGAACAACAGGACCAUUUGGAAAAGGAAAUGGAGGAAGCAAAGAAGAUGAUAUCAGGUUUGCAGGCUUUGCUGCUCAAUGGAUCUUUACCUGAGGAUGAGCAGGAAGGAUCCUUUGAACUUUGUGAGCAUGGAGCCUGCCCUGAAGAGCAGCUGAUCAUAAUCCGAAGUCGUCUGGACCAGAGUGUGGAAGAAAAUCAAGACCUAAAGAAGGAGCUGUUGAAAUGCAAACAAGAAGCUCGAAACCUACAGGGGAUAAAGGAUGCUCUCCAGCAAAGGCUGGCUCAACAGGACGCUUCAGUUCUUCAGCUAAAGCAGGAGCUGCUGAGAGCCAACAUGGACAAGGAGGAGUUGCACAACCAGAAUGUUGAUCUUCAGAGGAAGGUUGAAGAGAGAAACCGGUUGUUGGCAGAAUACAAAAAGGAACUGGGCCAGAAGGAUCGGCACUUACAGCAGCAUCAAACCAAACUGGAUGAAAUGCUAAGGCAGCUUUCUGAGGCCAGCUACCAGCAGGUGGAUUUGGAGCGGGAGCUGGAGCACAAAGAGGCCCUGCUAGCUCACUGCAUGAAGAGGGAAGCUGAAGAGGUGAUGGCAUACAGCAGUCACAGUGCUCAGAGCAAUGGCUUCCUCCAGACAGCAGGAAAAGGAGCUGCUCCUGCAGCCCACCGAGGGACAAAUGACUUGCAGCUUGUUCGUGAUGCACUCCGUAGUCUGAGGAACAGUUUCAGUGGCCACGACCCACAGCACCACACUAUUGACAGCCUGGAGCAGGGCAUCUCCAGCCUGAUGGAACGGUUACACCGCAUGGAGAUGCAGAAGAGGCAAGAGAGAAGGAUCCGGGGGAAAUCACCAGCAAGCAGAGCAACAAAUGAGUGUAGAGACUCCUGGCCUCCAAACUCCAAACUGCCUCAUUCUCACAGCACACCUGUGAUGAGCACCAGUGCCUGCACCAAAGUGUUGUACUUCACUGACCGCUCCCUCACACCUUUCAUGGUCAACAUACCAAAGAGGUUAGGGGAAGUGACUCUGAAGGAUUUUAAGGUAGCUAUUGAUCGUGAAGGAGCCCACCGGUACCACUUCAAAGCCCUGGAUCCAGAGUUUGGCACAGUCAAGGAGGAGGUAUUCCAUGAUGAUGAUAUCAUUCCUGGUUGGGAGGGGAAAAUUGUGGCCUGGGUGGAAGAAGACCACGGGGAGAAUUAAUCAAGCUUUUAGGCCUUGUCACUAUGGAAACCUGUAACUGGCUGCUGAGUUCGGAGAACGACCAAAAAGCAUGCGUGCUGGAAGGAGUCCAAUUCAAGCUGCCAAAAGAAAAGAUUUUUCUCUGCAAGCAACGGGUAAUGCAUGUUGUGUGCAUGGAUGCCUGACUUUCUGUGGCCAAACACAGACAGCGUUGUGGGACUGACAUGAUUGUCUGUGGGAAAGAAACACCUUGCUUUGUCCUAUCAACAGAACCCUGAAGGCCUUAACGGUGCAUUUUUCCUUUCCCCUGCUUCUCCAUUCCUGCAGUAUGUGCUGCAGUCGGUGAUCUGGGCGUUUCAAGUCUGGUUUGUUGUACACAGUAGUGCAUAAGUCUGCACUGAUGGCAAAAAUGUAAAGUUUUGCCUUUGAGUCAGAAGAAGCCACUGGAGUGUGCAAGCAGAAGGUUUGGCCAACUUUGGUCUCAGACUUGCAUGUGCUGCAGGAGCAGAGGGAACUUCGUGUACAGCCCAGACUGAGUAUAGAAGUGUGACCUGGGGAAGGAAGACAGUCUUCUGGAGGUUUUCUGCAUAAUCUGAAGCAAAGAUCACCAGCCUGGCAAAGCUUCCUUUUUCCCAAAUUCAGGCUUCCGCUUCCUAGCCCUGCUUCUCCCCCUUGCCCUCCUGUACUCACUUCUGAGGUUGUCUGGGUUUGCUUUGUUGCUGUAGGGACUGUGGGAUCUUGGUGCUUGCUUUUCUGCUGAAGGAUUUCAUUUGGGGAGGCAGGAGCUGGAAUCAGCUGCUUCCCCGAGGUACUUACAGGACCCCUCCUUGUUGAGUCCCUCUCUUUGCACUCCCACUGUCUCCUCUGUAAGCACAGUGGACUGAUUGUCACCUCCUGUGCACAGGCAUCGCUGUGCUGGUGUCCACUGAUUGCCAGGGCCACCAAACAUAACCACACCGGUGGGAUAAAUCCUAUCAGUAGCACUAUCUGUUCUUUGGUAGGCCUGCUCCUGGGCUUUCUGAAGGAGCAAGAAAUAAAUGGCUGGCUGGGAGGGUGCACACCCUGAUCAUCCCCAAGCCUUGUGUUUUUUGUGUUCUAUUUUGGUUUGUUUGUUUCUUUCCCCCUUCAUUGCCUGCCUCUGUCCUUCUGCUGCCAGUCAGCUGUACGCACACAGCGCUGGCUCUGGUCUGCAGCAGACACUGUUGACUUAAAAGGUCAAAUGGCAAGUCAAGGUUCUGCUCAUUCUCGCUGCAUGUGGCCCUUUCAUGGACUACCCACGUGUCUGUGCUGUGGAUGAGGCUGGGAAAGGGUGACCCUGGUUUCACUGUUUUAUAUUAACAUGUCCUUUUGUAAAUACGUUACUGUUUGGAAUUAUUUUGUACCAGUUUACAUUGUCUGAGGACUGUGGAUAUUUUUAUACCAGUGCAAGUGCUUUCUGUAUAUUUCUGCACGCAUUAUAUCGUGUUUUACUCACUUUUUAGUGGAUGCUGAGAUGUUUUGUAUGGUCUCUUGUUCACACAACACUGGGCUUGAUCUUAUUUUACUGUGGAACUCCAGCUGGCUCCUACUGGGUUUUAUAUUCUGCCAGCUUGUACAGGCAGUAAAAAUACUAUUUCCUCCCACACUGCUUCACUGUCCAGGAAGCUCAAGGCUUUUACCUGGUCCUGUGCCACACUGGCACACCACAACAUACAACAUGCCUGUUGUGCCCUACAGCUCGUUAUGGUGACUUUCAGUGUCAGUGGGACAGCUCGUCAAUGGACAAGUUCAUCAGGGGCUGCGGGGGGGUGGGUGGGACACAUCUCUUGAAAAAAAAACAAGAUUCUCUUCCUCCCUGGAAAUUGUUUCACUGUUGCAUGAUCUUUAGUAGGUUGUUAAAGAGAGCAUGGGCUUGUUAUGCUGAAAUCAAUUGUUGUAUUUCGAUUGCAAUUUUUUCCUCAAGUGUUGCUUCAAGUUUUGCUUAUCAAUUUUAUUUCAGCAAGAGCCACACACCCACACUGGAACUUUAUGGAGACAGUUUUCAAGGUCUGCAGUUGCCAGUUCAAUACUACUGCUUGGUUUUGGAGUACUGAAGACACAGGAGGCUGUUAAUGUGAUCAGAGCUUCUGGUUCAAUUUAGCCUUGUCCAGUAGGCAUCCAAUUUUCUCAUGGAAAAUAAAGCAGAUGUUAGCUGAUACAGGAGACAGUUGGGAGCCUCAGCCUUGUUCUUAGGCCAGUUCAGGCAGCUAAUCACGGGCAUGUUUAAUAUGCUUACUAACCUUCCUACCCAUGAGUCAAAGACUGAACCAGAUCUCUGGCAGCCUUUCAGCAACAUGCUCUCCAGAGCAGCAGUGGGCUGUAUCAGAGGAGCAAGACCAGACAAGACUUGCUUUUUGGGGUUGUCAGCAACAAACCUAUCAUCAGUGCUAAUGUCACAUGUAAGCUAACAUGCAAACGACAUUCCCUGAGACGGAACAGGUAGCAGUGCUUCGUUUUUGGGUCCCUAUAUGCAUCUCCCUUUAUGAUAGUGAAGGUGGGACUCCUACCAUUGCUGGCACUGAAGCUGAAGGCCCUGCUUUGCCUCAUUCACUCCCAAAAAGUUUGGUGAGCUUUUUGGGUUCAGCUUUGUGCCUGCAGUGACACUGCAGCCUUCACCAGAUGUUUUACCUCUUGUGAUUUACAGGAAGGGGUCUGAAGCAGGUAAGAAAUGGGGAUAAGAGGUAUUAGAUUACAAGUCCUUGGUUUGGAUGGGUUUUGCUGAUAAAACCAAAAGCUGUUGCUUUUACAUCAGGCUGACACUACUGUACCACUGACUGUAGUGAAUUUAUUCUGGGAAUAUGCUCUUAAUGUCAUACCCAGGACCUGUAUUUUUGCUGUUUUGAAUGUGUAUUUCUACCCAACUCUCUUCAAAGUUACUUUCCUGCUCCUAUACUUGUAACUUGGUUAUGUAACACAUGGUAUGUGUAAAAUUAUAUUUUCAUAGAAACUCUA